Molecule: messenger RNA, 2517 nt
Organism: Eucalyptus grandis
Lineage: Eukaryota; Viridiplantae; Streptophyta; Magnoliopsida; Myrtales; Myrtaceae
Product: acyltransferase-like protein At3g26840, chloroplastic
Exons: 14
Coding region: 1-2133 (710 amino acids)
Cellular component (GO): membrane
Source: RefSeq, a predicted model, not a curated record
AUGGCGGCAAAGGGAGCUUGUCUCUUCCCGCCCGUCUUCUCUCUGGCUCGCCAUCGCCGGACCGAAGCUUCAGACACCGCGGGCUCCAAUCACAAAUCGAGGCUCAGCUCAUUGUCCACUCGCAGAUUCGCGCAACUGUCCUCUGCAGCAGAGACCGCGACUACUUUUCCUUCGUCUAGGCCGGUCAGUUUCGGUGAGAACAGGAGGAGCCCCGAGAAACAUGGAGAAAAGGCGAGCGACCAGGGCUUGUCGUCGCCGUUCAUGGAGGACGUGGAGCUGGAGAGCGGACGCCAAAGGCUGAGGAGGUUCUUUGACGAGGCGAAGGAUCUGACCAGAGCAGACGGGGGACCGCCUCGCUGGUUCUCUCCUCUGGAUUGUGGCUUUCGCCUGGAGAAGUCGCCCCUACUUCUCUAUUUGCCUGGAAUCGACGGCAGUGGAGCUGGGCUUACUUCACAGUACAAAAAGCUCGGCGAGAUCUUCGACAUUUGGUGCUUGCACAUCCCAGUCAUGGAUAGAACGUCAUUUCUAGACCUGGUGAAAAUGUUUGAGAGAAUGAUAAAAGCAGAGACCUACCGCUCCCCAAAUAGACCUAUAUAUCUUGUUGGAGAAUCAUUGGGAGGAUGCCUUGCGUUAGCUGUCGCAGCACGCAACCCUAACAUUGAUCUUCUAUUGAUCUUGGCCAACCCAGCCACAUCUUUUGACAAGUCUCAAAUACAACUGCUAUUACCUUUGCUGGAGUUAAUGCCGGAACAAUUGCAGCUAAACUAUCCUUUCAUCCUGAGUUUGAUGGCAGGUGAUCCUUCGAGGAUGUUCAAGGCUAGCACAGAAAAAGGGCUUCCUCCCCAGCAAACAGUUGGAGAGUUAUCAAUGGACUUAUUGAUCAUGCCAUCUUACAUAUCAGUUCUUGCUGGUAUUCUCCCAAAAGAAACACUACUGUGGAAGCUUCAGAUGCUUGAAUCGGCUUCAGCAUAUGCAAAUUCACGCAUUCAUGCUGUCAAGGCAGAGACUCUACUUCUGACUAGUGGGAAGGAUCAGCUAUUGCCAAGUCUAGCAGAAGGUGGUAGACUAGACGAUGCACUGCAGAGAAGUGAUCUCCGUAAAUUUGAUGACUGUGGUCAUUUCCUUUUCUUGGAAGAAGGUUUUGAUUUGGUUACCAUAAUUAAGGGUGCUCGUUUCUACCGUCAUGGAAAAAGUCUUGACUAUGUUUUAGACUACCUGCCGCCAACCCCUGCUGAAUAUAAGAAACAAUUUGAAUCAAACAGAUGGUUUAAUGAGAUAACUGGACCAGUGAUGCUGUCAACCUUAGAGGAUGGGAGGAUUGUUAGAGGUCUGGACGGUAUUCCAUCAGAGGGGCCAGUUCUAUAUGUUGGCUAUCACAUGUUAUGGGGACUUGAACUAGCACCUUUGGUAACUGGAUUCAUGAACCAGAGGAACAUACUCUUACGAGGGAUAGCACAUCCUAUCAUACUUGAGAAAUACAAAAAAGGACAACUGCUUGAUUCGGCAUCUUAUGACACUCAUCGGUUGAUGGGUGCAGCACCUGUUUCGGGGACCAAUUUGUUCAAGCUUCUUUCGUCAAAGUCCCAUGUCUUACUCUAUCCAGGAGGCAUGCGUGAAGCGCUUCAUCGUAAGGGUGAAGAAUACAAGUUAUUUUGGCCGGAGGAACCUGAAUUUGUCAGGAUGGCAGCUAGAUUUGGAGCCAAAAUAGUGCCUUUUGGUACCGUUGGAGAAGAUGACUUUGGUGAAGUCUUUUUCGAUUAUAAUGACCAAAUGAAGAUCCCAUAUUUCAGGGACCAGAUUCGACAAAGGACGGAAGAUUUAGCAAAAGUGAGGGCUAACGCAACUGGACAGGUAGCCAAUCAAGAUUUGCACACUCCUUGGAUUCGGCCAAAAAUUCCUGGGCGGUUUUAUUAUCGCUUCGGAAAACCAAUAGAAACAGCAGGGAGGAAGCAGGAACUGAGUGACCGGGAAAUGUCCCAUGAAUUGUAUCUGCAAGUCAAGUCAGAGGUAGAGGGAUGCUUGGCGUUUCUGAGAGAGAAACGAGAGAGCGAUCCUUAUAGAAGCAUCUUCUCCCGAUUGAUGUACCGAGCCACACAUGGUUCCACAUCUGAAGUUCCAACAUUUGAACCGUGAUCGGAAGGAGAACUUUGACGUUCUUUGGAGAAAACACCGCUGAGGAAAGAUAAAAGAUUUUACAAGUACGUCUUUGACAAGUGUUACAGGGGACAUGUCAGUAUCAUUCGACCAGAACGCAGGUUUUUGAGAUCUCCGAUCUGUGACAUCCACGACUGCUGUAUUCGAUGUCGCUCAGGAGCCUCACAGUCUGAAGAACAAUCGUGGAUGGGCUUCUCUUCUUUGCCUUUUGCCACUCUUUACUGAAGCGUGUCCUUAACGUUCAUCUUGUAAUUUUAGAAGGAAAAGAGCAGCCUUUUGCCUUCAGAACUAGUGAAUGUAAAUUAUAGAUGCGCUUCUCCAUCAUUCUCACCCCGUCCAUUUGAUUUGAAGUUAUUCCUGCUU